AAAGCACUCUCUGCGCCAGAUACGAUGUGUUGAGCAAAAGAAAUGGCAGUUGAGUCUACCCCGCCAGACGGAUGCCUGAAAAAUGACAGGCACCGUUCAAAUGGAGCCUUGUUGCGACUCACCAACAGAAGUGGUUUGUCGGUCCAGAAGUCUCUAAGCAUCCUCACACGCAACAAAUCCGACCAUGGCACAUCAACAUCGACCAACUCAUUUGGCCCCUAUGGCCUUACUCUUCUGCACGAUCCGCCAGAACCCCUUAUUGAUGUGAUAUUUGUGCAUGGACUUCGAGGUGGCUCUGUCAAAACCUGGAGCAAAAACGACGACAGUCAGUACUUCUGGCCACAAGCCUGGCUGCCCCAAGAACCAGACUUGCAACAUGUUCGCAUCCAUACAUUUGGCUACAACAGCGAUUGGGCUGAGCGUAAAGAGAGUAUCUUGAAUGUACAUGACUUUGGAAAGGAUUUGCUGGGAGAAAUAAGGACAAACCCGUAUCUGAGAGCUUCGAAAGUAUCGCCUAUCAUACUCAUUGGGCACAGUAUGGGGGGCCUGGUUAUCAAAAAGACUUACAUCCUCGCCCGUAGAGAUAGCGCGACUCAGGAUCUUGCAGCCCGCAUCCAAUGCCUCAUAUUCCUUGCGACACCACACCGAGGUGCUAGUCUAGCAUCUGCACUGGGCAACAUGCUUCGAGCUGCAGGCAUGUUCAGUGUAAAACCCUUUCUCUCGGACCUCGAGAAGAAUUCGCCAGGGCUCGACAUGAUAAACGAUGACUUCAGACACUAUGCAGACGAGGUUCGUCUCUUGUCUUUCUACGAAACGCUAAGACUCAAUCUGGGUGUUCAAUCUGCAUUGAUCGUUGAAAAAGACUCCGCGUCGAUUGGUUUGAAACACGAGCGCAUACAACCGCUCAACGCCGACCACCGUACGGUUUGCAAGUUCAGCAGCACGCACGAUCCGAACUACAUCAAGGUCAAAAACGCCCUCGCUAGUAUCGUUGAGGACAUAUUGGGCGACACGUUGGUGAGGCAAGGUGAUGAGGAACAGUUCCAAAUCUCGACUUUACAGACUUACCUUGGCGUAACGGACAAGCCUACAGAUGAACUCAACAAUGAACAAGAUAGCCAGACUAGAGGUUCUUGCUCCUGGAUCGAGAAGCGAAGUGGCUUCCAAUCAUGGGUAGAGAUAUCUACGCCUGCAGUUCCACUAUAUUGGAUCCACGCACAACCAGGAACGGGCAAGACCGUCCUGGCUGGGCAUGUCAUCACGCACCUUCAGACUAUCGGCCACGAUUGCAGCUACUACUUCUUUAAGCACGGACAGGAGGGAAUGAACACUUUGAGCGCAAUGUUACGAUCGUUCGCUUUCCAGAUGGCUGUCAUGCACCCAUUAGUCCGACAAGAGCUGCUAAACCUGCACCAGCGCAGCGCUGCCUUUGACAAAGACGACGAAAGAGUUGUUUGGAGGACGUUAUUUACGGGAGCGCUUCUCAAAGUCAUGCUUGGAAGACCCCAGUAUUGGGUCAUUGACGCACUUGAUGAAUGUGUUGACCCUUUGAAUCUGUUUCCUUUCCUUUCUCGGUUAGAGAGCCAAUACAUCAUUCAAGUCUUCAUCACAAGUAGGCCGUGGCCUGAGUUUGAGCGACACUUUUCACGGCUGGGUCGUCGAGUCUUGAUUGAUAGUAUCCCUGUGGAGAAUACCAUCAAGGACAUCAGAAUGUUUUUCGAUGAGAACGUUGACACUCUCCUUGUUGAAGAUGAAAUGGAUAGACUGCAUCUUGUGGAGAAGCUGGUCAAGAAAUCGACAGGUUGUUUCCUUUGGGCUCGCUUGGUCCUGCAAGAGCUCCAAUCUGUUUAUAGUGAAGAGCACAUUGAAGACGUCAUUGAUGAGCUGCCUACAGAGAUGGGCCCUUUUUACGAAAGGAUCCUGGAUGAGAUGUCCCGGAAUGUACGCGAAGCGCAGCUGACUAAAGCAUUGCUCGUUUGGGCAAUCUGUGCAGUACGUCCGCUACAAACCUCCGAGCUUAUCAACGCUAUCAAGAUUGAUAACGGUCUAAGCGUGCUGAAUAUGGAAAAAUCAAUUCAAGGUCUUUGUGGUCAACUUCUCCAUGUCGAUAAGAUCGGAUGCGUUCAAGUUAUGCACAUGACUACACGCACCUUUCUUACAGACGGAUCCCUCGAAUCAGAAUUCGCUGUCUCAAGAGUACAAGGAAAUCAGCGCCUCGCUCUCGCUUGUCUCGACUAUCUUUCUGGAGAGGAAAUGAGGCCUCCUCGCAACAGAGGAGGUCGUAAUAUCUUACAAAGAGUCAAAAGUCCAAUUGCAGACUAUGCUUGCGUCUCUUUUUCUGAGCAUUUAGUUACUGCCUCAUCAUCUGAUGACAUCCUUUUCCUUGCACUUGAGAAGUUUCUGAGAUCGAACGUUUUGACUUGGGUGGAGUACAUCGCAGAGACCAAAAAGAGCCUAUACCAUCUGAAAAGAACAGCCAAGAACUUGCACAGAUAUCUCAGUCGGAGGGCAAUGCAUACACCACCGCUUGGGGAGGCCCACCGCUACAUCAAUCAAUGGGUGUUGGACUUGGUACGACUUGCGGCCAAGUUUGGGCAGAAUCUUCUGGAUCGCCCGGAUUCAAUUCACAGUCUAAUUGCGCCCUUUUGUCCUCGGAAUUCUGCAAUCAAUCAGCAGUUCGCCCACUCUCACGGUGGCUUGACCGUCGUUGGUCUGGGCAAUGAUGCUUGGGAAGAUUCCAUAUCUUGCAUUGACUUUCGAAAUAACCGAGCAAUGUCUGUUGCUGCAGGCGAUAACACGUUUGCCAUUGGCACAAAGUCUGGACAGAUCUUGUUGUAUUGGCAGACAACUUGUCAGCAAAGGAUGUCCUUGUGGCAUGAGGAAUCCGCAAAGGUUUUGCGUUUUGACAACAGUCAUCGACUUGCUUGUGCUGGACCCCAUAAGAUCUGUCUUUGGAAUCUUGACAGUCACGCUCUGUUGUGGACAUAUGAUACCAAAGACUCACCAGUUCUGCUUCAAUUCUCGCCUAACGACAAGUUUCUCCUCGCGGUGACAAGGAGUAGUCAUGCUAUCACAAUAGACUGCAAACACGGGACCAUUCUUCGAGAUCAAUCCUUUCAUAGCCGGCAGGCGCCAUUGGACGUGGCCAUUUCCCCUGACUGCAAGAUGGUCGCCUUUGCUUACCGUGGUAAAGCCGUACUCUUAUGGAGUUUGGACGACGAUCAAUUAUUAGGAGCAUGCGGUGGCGAGCCAGGAUCAUCAGCAAUGAUCAGUAAUCUAUCCCCCCAGCAGGUUCUCUUCAACUCCAAUCCUGCUGUUGAGUUGAUGGUAGUAACGUUUCAAAACGGGAACAUGAUACUCUAUGAGACUUGGAACCAACGGGCCUUGAAGGCUGUCCAACAGGACAUCCAUUACCUAGCUUGCUCGCCAGACGGACGUAAACUUGCUACUGGUUCAAGCUGGGGUAUAAUCGGACUGUGGGACUUUGAGACCUUGACGCUGCUGUACCAGAUCAAUACUCGCGAAACCUUGGGCAAGGCUUUAUCAUUCACUGCGUGUGGUACUCGCAUUGUUGAACUAAGGGAUCGCAAAACGAAGGUAUGGGAGCCUGAUGUUCUCAUUCGCAAAGCAAGUGAGGAGGAUUCAAGCAUAGGUGGGUCGGUGGCUAUGCCUGCGCUGAUUAUUGGUGAGGGGGAACAAGAUAUCAUACCUAUUACCUCCGUUUCUGUUCAUCCGACACUAGAGAUCGUUCUUGUAGGCAAGGAUGAUGGCACGAUGAACAUCUACUCUGGCUAUUCAGGAGAGUGGCAGGCUGUUCUCUAUAGCCAUAGGCAAGACGUAUUCGUAAGGAAAAUUGUGGUAAGCGCUGGCAAUGUGGUUGUGUCAGAGGAUGCCAGUAACACAGCCAUGGCGUACGAUAUGAAUUUCGAACAGCCUGCAACCUUGACCGUAUUGAGACAACUCCUCAACCAUCGGUUUGACGAACCUGUUCAGCAGCUCUUGUUAAAUAGCAAGGGAGACAGGCUUCUUGUUUCUACCGCCACCUACGAUUACUUUUGGAGCCGAGCUGAAGAUGAGAGGUUCAAGCAAGAAAAGGUCCUCGAGACUCCAUCUCGUUCUAUCUGGAAAUGGGUGUCGUCGGCCAGAGUACCAGGAACAUUGGUCUUGGUCGUCGAUCAGACCAUCCGGUCGUUCAGUUGGGACAAGAUGGAAGAAAUGAACACAACAAGUCCGACCCAAAGGAUCAGUCUCGGUCCAGCAGACCUAAGUGGAUCCGACCUCACACUCAAGGCCCUUGUCACAGAUGUCUCUGGUACCAAUCUCAUAGCAGAAAUUGCACACAAACUCGGUUCGAAAGCUACUGAACGCUUCGCCAUCUGGCGAGCUGAUGACAUCGAAUCACAGAACAAAGGUGCAAGUACAGAACCCACUCUACUACUUUCGUCGCAAGAGAUCAAACAUUUCCUUGGUAUGUUCGGGCACAAGGUCGUGUUCUUGGAUCACCAUCUCUGGGUCUGCUCGAUAGAUCUCACGAGUCUGCGACCGGAACACAAAGGCACGUACGAAGGGACGGUGAAAAAGCAUUUCUUCGUUCCGUUGGAGUUUGUAGGCGGCAACGAAGGUAACACAGGCUUAGUAACACAAAAAGGUUGUGUUGUGUUCCCUAAAGAGGGAGAGAUUGCGGUAGUAAGAGAUGGAUUGAAAUAGACAAUAUAGAGGUUUAGACAACCUUUAGUUGUAUAAAGGCGGUAUGUAGUAGUACACAUAUUUAAGUAAACAGGACAGACAAUUAGUAGAAGUAUAACAGUAAGCAGUUCCUAUUUCUUCUUACUCUUUUGCUUGCCGCUACCUAUUGUUUUUACUAUUACUACUGCAGUAGCUAUAGCCUCUAUGUUAUUUCU
This is a messenger RNA of Dothidotthia symphoricarpi CBS 119687, 4901 nucleotides long. RefSeq lists its product as uncharacterized. The coding region runs from base 43 to 4707 and encodes 1554 amino acids. The record is from RefSeq and is a predicted model, not a curated record. NCBI's taxonomy places the organism in Eukaryota, Fungi, Ascomycota, Dothideomycetes, Pleosporales, Dothidotthiaceae. The transcript has 3 exons. Gene Ontology annotation, molecular function: protein binding; hydrolase activity, acting on ester bonds.